CUGUGCCAGGGAGAGGAAGAAAAAAAAUCCCAAAAGGAAAAAAAAAAAACCAAAACAGUGGAGAAGCAGCCAGUGGAAGAAAACCGUCUGGAGGAACCCCAAAACAGCACCAGUGACAGCAAGGAAAACACCAAGUCAGGAAGAGAGGACAAUUACUGAGGGCUCAAUGGCUUUCUUCCUCAAACCACGGCCAUGCACGUGGGACCUUGCCCUGGACUACCACACCGCCAAACAGUUUGAAGUGGACGUGACCCUGGAUCCAGCCACAGUGGGUCCAGAGGUGAUCCUCUCUGAAGACCUCAAAGAAGCCACCUGGGGUAGACCUCAAUGCCAGUGGCCUGAGGGUCCAGGCCGCUUCGACACAGAUCCAUGCAUGCUGGGCAGCGAGGGUUUCACCUCGGGCCGUCACUACUGGGAGGUGGAGGCCAAUGGGCGCUUCUGGGCCGUGGGGGUGGCCCGUGAGUCAGUUCAGAGGAAAGGCCGGGUCCUCUUCAAGCCCAACACUGAAAUCUGGGGUUUGCAGAAGUAUGAUGAGCUCUGUGUUGCCCUCACAGCUCCGUCCAACACCUCUGUCCCUCUCCUCAAUGGGGAGAUUGGGGUCUACCUGGACUACGAGGUAGGACAGGUCUCUUUCUACGCUGUCAGCCGCCGCCAACGCAUCUUCACUUUUCCUGUGGCCUCCUUCAGUGGGGAGAAGGUCUUCCCCUACUUUUGUGUGCUCCUCUCAACCAUUAAACUGUCCCCCAAGGGCUGAUGCCCUGGAAGGAUCCUCCCAAAAGCUGGUUGCAUCGUGGUGGUUGUAAAUGCUCGUUGAUACUCCCCAACUCUUAUUUUCCAAGUCUUGGACUCAUUUCUAACUCAGUUCAUGGUCCAACCUCCAUCUUAGAUGUCUCUGUUUUGGGUUAUGUCCAGGGGGUUUUGGGUCUGAGCUCAGCACUGCUCAUGUCAAGUUUUUAAAUUCAUACAAAUCUCAUU
Messenger RNA from Poecile atricapillus (Black-capped chickadee), 975 nucleotides. RefSeq names its product butyrophilin subfamily 1 member A1-like. The transcript is spliced from 3 exons. Gene Ontology annotation, molecular function: protein binding. The coding region runs from base 167 to 754 and encodes 195 amino acids. NCBI's taxonomy places the organism in Eukaryota, Metazoa, Chordata, Aves, Passeriformes, Paridae. The record is from RefSeq and is a predicted model, not a curated record.